Spirodela intermedia is the source of this 1503-nucleotide messenger RNA. Lineage: Eukaryota; Viridiplantae; Streptophyta; Magnoliopsida; Alismatales; Araceae. The record is from the annotation of a GenBank genome assembly.
AUGCAGAAAGAUGCAUCGCCACCAGCAGCAGUUGCCCCGUCGAUACCGACCGCUACACCAGCCUCCGGCUUAGGGAAGGUCUCUGAAAGUUGGUCUUGGAAUGCAUACGAGAAUGCUCCGUCUUCCAGUGAGAUUCACGAUAAGCUUCUUGGCGGCCUUCUCUCUGCCGAGUUCGACGACAGCUCUUGCGUGAGCAGGUACCGAUUGGCAGCUUAUCGCAGGGCUUCCCCAUAUAAACCAUCCCCAGAGCUCGUCAAGAGUCUAAGGAGAUUCGAAACCCUGCACCGGAGAUGCGGCCCUCACACAGCAGCCUACAGCAAGUCCGUUCCUCAGUUGGAGUCCCACAGCGGAAGCCAUGCAGAGUGCAAGUACUUGAUAUGGGGACCCGCGAAUGGACUGGGGAAUAUGAUGAUAAGCCUCGCAUCUGCCUUCCUCUAUGCUUUGCUUUCUGAGAGGGUGCUGCUCAUUGACAGGAGCAGGGAUCUCCACGCCCUCUUCUGCGAACCCUUCCCCGGGAGCAGCUGGCUCCUCCCUCCGGACUUCCCUCUGAGACCCAGCUCCAUCUUCAACGAUAGCGAUGGCCGGAGGCUUGGAAGAAUUCUGAGGAAGAAAAAGAGUACUGCUACGGGGUUGGUUUACGCCCAUUUGUCCCACGACUACGACGACUACGACAAGAGAUUCUUCUGCGAAUCAUCUCAGAGCUUCCUCCGGGAGAUUCCCUGGGUGGCACUUAGAUCCGACCAGUACUUCUCCCCAGCUCUCUUCCUCAACCCAGCCUACGAGCGGCGGCUGAGCAAGGUUUUCCCCAGGAAAGACACAGUCUUUCACCAUUUGGGCAGAUACCUCUUCCACCCCGCCGACGCAGCCUGGGAAGUGAUUACUGGUUACUACCAUGAUAAUCUUGCUAGAGCGACAGUGAAGCUGGGGGUCCAGAUUCGUACCCACUUCAAGGGAAGUAUCCCCGUUGAGCUCGUGACACGCCAAAUCUUGAACUGCACUUGGACGGAGAACCUGCUACCUAAAAUCCCCAGCCCUGAGGGAAGACCGUCCUCCAUAGCCGUCAUCGUGACUUCUCUCUACUCCGUGUUUCUCGGAGCGCUCGAGGACAUCUACAGUGGACGUGCUGCAUCCACCGGGGUGAACGUCAGCUUCCACCAGCCGAGCCACGAGGAGCAGCAGCAGACGGGGAGCGAAGCGCAUGACGUGAAGGCGUUGGCGGAGAUAUAUCUUCUUAGCACCGCAGAUGCCCUGGUAACCAGCGCAUGGUCGACCUUCGGGUACGUCGCUAAUAGUCUAGCAGGGAAGACCCCGUGGAUAUUGAUCAGUCCGAGACGCCUACCUGCCUGCACCCGGGGGGCGUCCAUGGAGCCGUGCUUCCACUUCCCCCCCAACUACGACUGCGCAGUAGGAGGCUUCCUCGAGACGACGACGGUCCUCCCUUACACGACCAAUUGCAGAGACAGAAUUUCGGGGUUGCAGAUGGUAGAUGGAAGACCAACAUGA